Molecule: messenger RNA, 2868 nt
Organism: Helicoverpa zea (corn earworm)
Lineage: Eukaryota; Metazoa; Arthropoda; Insecta; Lepidoptera; Noctuidae
Gene: tkv
Product: bone morphogenetic protein receptor type-1B
Exons: 3
Coding region: 239-1690 (483 amino acids)
Biological process (GO): BMP signaling pathway; cellular response to growth factor stimulus; protein phosphorylation
Cellular component (GO): plasma membrane; signaling receptor complex
Molecular function (GO): SMAD binding; ATP binding; transforming growth factor beta receptor activity, type I
Source: RefSeq, a predicted model, not a curated record
AUUCGCGCCGUGGGCGUCUCUCCGCCGACACGUCUCGCUCUCAGUGCUGUCCGCCAGCAACUCGGAGUCGCGCGCGAACCAUAACGUCUCCCGUGAGACAGCGUGCGUUGUCACUGUCCACAUAUAAUCUCAGUGGUGUAAAAAUAAAGCCGGCGACAGACGGCGGCGGCAUCCCAAGUUAUAUUUAAAUGAUAGCGCGGACGCGGGGCUGGGCUCGCCUCGACCGCUCUCCGACAACAUGAGACGAAGUCGGGGCCUAGUGUGCGAGUGCCUGGGCGCGGCCACGUGCCCCGAUGGCGCGGCCAACGGCACGUGCGUCACGCAGCCCGGCGGCUACUGCUUCGUGGCCGUCGAGGAGGUGCUGGACGACAGCGGGCUCGUCGUCGUUGACCGCACCGCCGGCUGUCUGCCGCCAGAUGAGUCCGGCUUUAUGCAAUGUAAAAGCUCACAGGUGCCACAUCAGCACCCUAAGGUGAUAGAAUGCUGCUUCGAGAGCGACCUGUGCAACCGGCGGCUGCAGCCCGCGCUGCCCGAGCCGCCGCCCGACGUGACGGAGUCGCCGGGCGCGGGCGGCGCGGGCGGCGCUCCCACGCUGCUGCUGGCCGCCGCGCUCUGCGUCGCCCUGCUGGCGGCGCUGGCGGCCGCCUUGCUGCUGCUGCGGCGCCGCCGCCGCGCCGGCAAGCGUCCGCCCUCACCUCCCGCGCCUCUACCCGCCGACGCGUCCUCCGGCUCCGGGUCGGGCCUGCCGCUGCUGGUGCAGCGCACCGUCGCCAAACAGAUACAGAUGGUCGAGUCCAUCGGCAAGGGUCGCUACGGCGAGGUGUGGCUCGCGCGCUGGCGCGGGGAACGCGUCGCCGUCAAAGUCUUCUUCACCACUGAGGAAGCCUCCUGGUUCCGUGAAACUGAAAUCUACCAAACAGUACUGAUGCGACAUGAGAACAUCCUCGGCUUCAUCGCCGCCGACAUCAAGGGAACCGGCUCGUGGACGCAGAUGCUGCUCAUCACAGACUACCACGAGAACGGCUCGCUACACGACUACCUGCAAACCGUGGUACUGGACACGAACAGUCUCAUGACCAUGGCGUAUUCUAUAGUGAGCGGCCUGGCGCACCUACACAUGGACAUAUUCGGCACGAAGGGCAAGCCGGCCAUCGCGCACCGAGACAUCAAAAGUAAAAACAUCCUGGUGAAGCGCAACGGGCAGUGCGCCAUCGCGGACUUCGGCCUGGCGGUGCGCUACGUGGCGCAGCGCGACGAGGUGGACAUCGCGCCCAACACGCGCGUCGGCACGCGCCGCUACAUGGCGCCCGAGGUGCUGGACGAGAAGCUCGACGUCACCAACUUCGACGCCUUCAAGAUGGCCGACAUGUACUCGCUGGGCCUGGUGCUGUGGGAGAUGUGCCGGCGCUGCUGCUCGGGCGGCAAGGCGCAGCUGGUGGAGCCGUACGCGCUGCCCUACCACGAGCUGGUGCCGCCCGACCCCAGCUUCGAGGACAUGCACGCGUGCGUGGUGCGGGCGGCCCGCAGGCCGGGGGUGCCGGCCCGCUGGCUGGCCAGCGAGCCGCUGGCGGCGCUGGCGCAGCUCAUGUGCGAGUGCUGGCACAGCAGCCCGCCCGUGCGGCUGACGGCGCUGCGUGUCAAGAAGACGCUCGCCAAGUUCCGCACGGAGACCACCGUCAAGCUCGUGUGACCGGACUCUACUAGCUUUACGUUCCGACCUAAGUUCCUCGAUAAAAUUCUAUUUAUUUUACGUUUCAUGUGAAAAACAAUAGCCGCCCCAUCGAUGUGAAAAUUCAGUUCGACCACCGUUCUCGUUUAAAUCUCAGUAUUGUUAAGUUUAUUCGGUUAGCAGUUCGCGCCCCCAGUGACAUGAUACUGUAAUUAUAAUUAUGACUAACUUAUGAAUGUUCCCGAUGGAAUCUCCGCAACUGUAUGAUUUUGGUUUUAGUUUUGUUCUAAAAGUAAUGUUUUAUUUUAUUACUGUUACUUAGAUUUAAUGAUGAAGUGUUUUAUAAUGAAAAUUUGUUGUCUUCCGUUUGUAUAAGCAAUUGAGUGUCCUCGUCGAGGCUGUGUCCCUAUGUGUCGCCGCACCGCAGGGACACAGGUUCGGUUCACGACACACUGAGCAGCUAUAGGAGUGUAGAUAUGGAACAAUACUCUGUUUACGUUUCUGUUGUAAAUUAGUCGCUGUUGUGAAGUACGGGACUGACGCCGCGGGCUCGAGCGACUUGUAUUGUGAUAUUUUGACAAUAAGACGCCUUUGUAAUCGUACAAAACAGAGUUGAUUUCGAAAUUAUCGACGUAGCCGUGUAAAAUGCAUUUUUAUAUUCACAUGUUUGUCGGUACAGGUAGCUAAUGUGGGUUGUACUUAAACGAUGAUAAAAAGACUAAUAGUAGUGUGUGAGUAUUAAAGUUAUGGGAUGUAUAGCGCAGUGUCUUAUGGAGAUGCCUUCGCAACGAUUAGUAUUAACUAUUGUUUUGUAUAGCGACGCACUUGGUCUGAUGUGCCUUACGUUAAGAUUCUAUGCCUUGUCACUAUUCAACUUUAGUUGAAAAUUGUCACAUCGAAAUGUAAUAGGAAAAGUGCAUUACGACUCAUAUUUGAUGCACUUUUCUUAUGUACAUUUUGAAAACUGUUUAUAAUUUUGCAGUGAUUCGGAAUCACAAAACCAAACAUUAAUUGACUGCUAAUUGUAAGGGUAGUUGUAUAUGUGGAAGUGAGUAUAGACUAGACCAAGUGUCCGCCUAGCAUUUAUUUACUAGUGCGCAUCGCACCCUGUACAGUGUUGUGUAAAUAUAGCAGGUAGCUGACAUUGCAUAGGAUUCUAAUACAUGUUAAGUUACAAAUAAAACAUUAAUGGACAUAGA